Messenger RNA from Thunnus maccoyii (southern bluefin tuna), 5285 nucleotides. RefSeq names its product kelch-like ECH-associated protein 1b (gene keap1b). The transcript has 7 exons. The record is from RefSeq and is a predicted model, not a curated record. Bases 1118 to 2998 code for a protein of 626 amino acids. NCBI's taxonomy places the organism in Eukaryota, Metazoa, Chordata, Actinopteri, Scombriformes, Scombridae. Gene Ontology annotation, molecular function: protein binding.
CACGGUGAGUUACAGCUUUCCCCCCUCCUUCCUAUAUGUGGCGCACAGAUCGGCACACCGCGAUGGAGGAAUUGAACUAGACUACUUCUCAGCUGAGCCAACAGUUUCCUAGUAAACACAGCGGUGCAAACAAAUUCCUUAACUGGGCGAUCUCGAGGAAAGGGUCUCCGGAGAAAGCUACCUAACCCUACCCUCCAAACCCUCCUCCUCCGUUCCCAAGAGCUCCACGUUAUGCUUAUGACACUUUUGGCACUCGACCCUCUUUUUUUUUUUUUUUUUUUUUCCUCAACAAACCUUCCACUGCCUCAUCGACAGUAUCUGAGUCUGCAGCUCUCAGCAGAAGUGCAGCCCGCUGGAAGGAGCUUUUAGUUAUUACAUCAGUACAAAUGAACCAGUACAUUUGACAUUUCUGUCAUUUUCUUGAGUAAUCAAUAGGAAAGGCUGCACCCGACCCGCUGGUGAAUCUCAUAAGCAUUUAAGUUCAUCUUUAUUUUUUCAUUUUUUGAAUCCUGAUGAAUUGUUUUAUUGAAGACGUUUGAGUAAUUUGUUGUCAAAAACCUCAAAAAAAAGAGACGCAUAUUGCAACAGACUUUUUGUCUUUGACAGAGUUGAUUGACAUCCCCCGAGAGUGGAAAGAUAACAGCUUUGACACCACAGACAGUUGAACUAAAAGUGAUUUAUUUGAGUCUUGUUGUACCUGCUCAGCUCUUACUGUCAUAGAAACAUUCUUUCACUCUCCGCUGCAAAGUUAAACCUCGGACGAACCCAGAGAACUUCUCAACUCAAGAUAUUUUGAUCAUGAUGGAACUGCAACAUGUGACGGAGCAGCCAGUCAUGACUGACAGCUCGCACAGAAGAAGUCUCUAGUAAUGCCGUAACGAGCGGUACGGCUGGACUCAAGUACUGAACAGAGCAAGGAAAUCCUCAUGUCCACAUAAAUCAGAUUUGAACUCUUCAAAGAUCAGCCUGGAGAUUUUCUGUGAAGCUGUCCGCCAGGUUCCUCAGCUUGAAAACUCUUCUUUUAUUUUACUCAUGCCCGCGCAUGGUGCAAGGAUGCCCCAUAACGCCGCCCGCUGUUCUUGAGAAAGAGACCAAGGAGGAGGAGAAAGGGUAGGAAAUGACAGAGUGCCUGACAGAAUGCAAAGCGCUGGUGACUCCGUCCACGCGCAACGGCCACCGCGUCUUCAGCUACACGCUAGAGAGCCACACGGCAGCCGCCUUCGCCAUCAUGAACGAGCUGCGUUUGGAGCGGCAGCUCUGCGACGUGACGCUGCGCGUGCGCUACAAAGACCUGGAGGCGGUGGACUUUGUGGCUCACAAGGUGGUGCUGGCCUCUUCCUCCCCGGUCUUCAGGGCCAUGUUCACCAACGGCCUGAAGGAGUGCGGCAUGGAGUUGGUGCCCAUCGAGGGGAUCCACCCAAGGGUAAUGGACAGACUGAUAGAGUUUGCCUACACAGCCAGCAUCUCUGUGGGGGAGAAGUGUGUGAUUCACGUGAUGAACGGCGCAGUCAUGUACCAGAUAGACAGCGUCGUCAAGGCCUGCUGUGAUUUCCUGGUCCAGCAGCUCGACCCCAGUAACGCCAUCGGCAUCGCCAACUUUGCCGAGCAGAUCGGCUGCACGGAGCUCCACCAGAAGGCCCGGGAAUACAUCUACAUGAACUUCAGCCAGGUGGCGACCCAGGAGGAGUUCUUUAACUUGUCCCACUGCCAGCUGGUGACCCUCAUCAGCCGCGAUGAGCUCAACGUGCGCUGCGAGUCUGAAGUCUUCCAGGCGUGCGUGGCCUGGGUGCGCUACGACCGAGAGAACCGGCGACCGUACGUCCAGGCCUUACUCCAGGCCGUCCGCUGCCAUUCCCUGACCCCCAACUUCCUGCAGGCUCAGCUCCAGUCUCUGGACUGGGACCCGCAGUGUAAAGACUACCUUGCCCAGAUCUUCCAGGACCUCACCCUCCACAAACCCACCAAAGUCUAUUCUUGCCGAACCCCCAAGGUGCCACAGCUCAUCUACACAGCGGGGGGCUAUUUCCGUCAGUCCCUCAGCUACCUGGAGGCGUAUAAUCCCUGUUCGGGAGCCUGGCUGAGACUAGCGGACCUGCAGGUACCCCGCAGCGGCCUGGCAGCCUGCGUCAUCAGCGGGCUUUUCUACGCUGUCGGUGGAAGAAACAACGCACCUGAUGGCAACAUGGACUCGAACGCGUUGGACUGCUACAAUCCCAUGAACAACUGCUGGCUGCCGUGCGCGCCGAUGAGCGUGCCCAGGAACCGAAUCGGAGUCGGCGUCAUCGACGGCAUGAUAUAUGCAGUCGGGGGAUCACAUGGGUGUAUUCAUCAUAAUAGUGUGGAAAGGUAUGAUCCAGAAAGGGACCAGUGGCAGCUGGUAGCCCCCAUGUUGACGCGGCGUAUCGGUGUGGGUGUAGCAGUCAUCAACCGGCUGCUUUACGCCGUGGGGGGGUUCGACGGGGCCAAUCGGCUCAGCUCCUGCGAGUGCUACAACCCAGAGAGGGACGAGUGGAAGACCAUGGCCUCCAUGAACACCGUGCGCUCCGGAGCUGGUGUGUGCGCUCUGGGGAAUCAAAUCUUUGUGAUGGGCGGCUACGACGGCACCAACCAGCUGAACACGGUGGAGCGCUACGACGUGGAAACUGAUACGUGGAGCUUUGCUGCCUCCAUGAGGCACCGGCGCAGUGCUCUGGGAGUCACUGCAUUACAUGGACGCAUCUAUGUGCUGGGAGGUUACGACGGCGAGACGUUCCUGGACAGCGUGGAGUGUUACGACCCAGAAAAAGACACAUGGUCGGAGGUGACGCACAUGACAUCCGGGCGGAGCGGCGUCGGCGUGGCCGUUACCAUGGAGCCCUGCCAGAAAGAACUGCCUCAGUGUCAGAAGUCUGAGAGGGAGAGCGGCGGUGCGGCGUCACCUGCCAAUCAGUCAGGCAACUCCGGAUUCGGCUGUCACCACAAUCAGCGGCACAGCGGGCCUUUCGGUAAAGGCACAUGAGGCUCGCCGCCGGACCCUCCCACUUUACACAUACACAGGCGCACACCUCAACUCACCUCCGUCUUCCCAAAUCAAAAGAAAGACGCUGACUGAGUCGAGACAGACGAGAGCUGAAACAUAAAAGUGCUGCCUCACUGAUUGUAGAGAUAAAAAAAAACAUUUUUAAAACUUUAAUUUGCGAAUCCUGCAUUGAUACUCGACUAUAAAGGCGGCAAAAAAGUAAUUUUAGUUGAGUAUCAACAUUGGACUACCUGAAUCAAGUUUGACCCCCAGAUCUGUCUGUCAGUGGAAUUUGAUUAAUUUUUAUGUGACUAGUUACGUUCCUCCAUAUCCAACAGACCUCAGUCCAUCUGUGGGUUCAGGUCUGACAUUCAAAGUCGGACCGUCGUCUCCCAGAUCUGACCUAUGGGAGAAAAGGGCUGCCUGCUAAAAAGGUCCUUUUUAUUGGCUCAAAGAGUCAUCCAGGGCUCUUUAUUUAUAUGUAAAGAGCAACCCAUGCAAAAGUGAAAUCUGAGGGGAGAAAAAAAAUUUCAAAUUAUCUCAUUAUGUUUAAAAAAAAAAAAAAAAAAGUAGCAUUUGUCAGUGUAGGCAGUAGAGUUCAAAGUGCCAUUAAAAUGCCUGUGUGCAUUACUGUCAUGUGUUGGAAAGGCUCAGACUGUCACUGUGUUGUUGACAUGAACCGAAUCAGCCACAAGAUUCAAUUUACUGACGACACUGAGCCUCAUGCAAGAACAUAUUUAUACUCUUAUCCUAAAUCUCUCUUUCUUAUAUCCGUGAGGUUUAUUCACACGUGUUUCAAAUCGGAUUCAUUGUAAAUGGCUGGUUUCAUCCUGAUGAACGCCACCUGUUCAUGAAGAGGUGUUCGCUCCUGAGAUUCCAUCAUAGCAUCCAGAUAUAUAAUAUCCAUAUAAAGCUACAUGUUCAUUCACACCUCAGCGCUUAAUGAUCACAUGAUUAAUUUAGGGUUUAUAGUUCUAUUAGGAAAAAAAAUAGAGCAGCUGUUAACGCUGUGUCAUUGCAGAAUCAGGCCCGGACAGGAAUAAAGAAGGAAUGGUUUGAAAUGGAGUUAUUCAUAAAAUGACUAAAAUGAGAAUAUAUAUCUAUUUUACACAGUAAAUGAUGUCACACUGUCUGGUUUUAUAAGGGAGGGCAGCGGCUGGUGUAGGAGAAUAUUCAACCAUUAGAGAAGACAAAUGAAAUAAAACCUCUCAGUAAAUUAAACUAUCAUGCAAAUCACACUGAAUAUUACAGAACACUGUUUUGUUUCAUUUAUUUAUUAUUUUAGUUUUUCCAAAUUCCUUCAUAAUUCUUCAAACAAGGCAGACUAUAUGUACAUGACUUGUACGACAGGUCUGAACCUCUUUAGUUUUGUUCAUACGUUAAGAAUUAGUGUCAGAAAACAAAUUCUCCUCAACUUAAGAACAAAUAUCUUCAUACGAGCGGUUCUUGCAUGAGGUCCAGUGUCUCAAAUGUAAGUUUAGGUUCAAGAGAAGCAGGACCUGCAUAAUAACAGAUGUUGUGUCCGAAGCCACUGGUAGGUUCAUAAAAUGUGGAUGUUUUUUGUGGGAAAUGUUUUGGCAUGUUGAGCGUUGCCUCCUGUGCGGCUGUCAGAGAGUCCGGUCCACUAGAACGAGCGUGUGGUGCCAAGAGAAUGAAGAAACAGGUUGUGACUGUGUUUAGAGGAAACAGAAUACUGUAGCAUUUUUUUUUUUUUUUUUUUUUUUAACUCGGAUUCAAACAUCUCACUGAAUGUGUUUUAUAAAAACACUAAUUACUAAUUACACAAUGGAGAACCUCCACCUACAGUUGACUUUUGGUUUUCACAUCCACCAGACCUCAGAAACAGAAGUGACCGUGUUUGUGUAUGCUAAUGACAAAAAUUGCUUAAAGAAGUGUAUUUGUAACAGCAAUUUAAGCUACAAAAGGUUUUUAAGUGAUGUUUUUGUACAUUGAUAUUCUAAGAAAUCUUGUACAGAAUUUAAGAGCUCACUUUUUUAUUUAUUUGUUCAGAUCCUUUGGUUUUCUUGUUCCUCUAAACUGACAUCAGCUUUGUAUUGAAUUGGACUCUGGUGUUGUGUUUUUGAAUAACUAGCAUGCAUUGUAACUAAGUAGGAAUGCUUGUUAAUGCUAAUUUUGGAUGUCUGUAAAAAAUUUGCUUCACUUCGAAAGGGAUUUUUUUUUCCUGUCUGUCAGUAGUUGGAAUGGAAAUUAGAUUAUUUAAAAGUCUGCUUUGUAAAUGUUUUUUCCAGCAAAAACACCCUGUACAAUAAUACAUUGUAAAGUAAAA